AUGAUGCCGAUGAUCCUGACGGUGUACCUCAGUAAGGGUGAGCAGGCCGUGGCGGAGGUGCCCGUCACACCAGAGACGACCUGCCGGGACGUCGUGGAUGUCUGCCGCCCCGGGGAGGGCAGCUGCCACCUGGCCGAGGUCUGGAGGGGCAACGAGAGAGCCAUCCCGUCUGACCACCUGAUGUAUGAGCACCUACAGAAGUGGGGGGCCCGGAGGUCAGAGGUCAAGUUCUUCCUGCGGCACGUAGACUCGCCUGCGGAGACUGGCAGCCAGGGAAACCAGCCAUCCCAGGAGCAGGCCAACCGGAGGACCGCGGGCAACCCGGACAAGAGCUGCGAGAACGGGGUGGGGAGUGUGGGCACGGAGCCGGCCCUGUGCCAGCUGCAGGAGGUGGCCGCCUGGCAGCAGCAGCAAAUCGAGGCACAGCAGCACAGCCUGAUGGCUAAGGAGCAGCGUCUGCGGCACCUGAAGCAGCAGGAGCGCAAACAGCAGUCGCAGUUGUCCGCAGCCGGCAGCUCAGACGAAAGCGAGAAGCUGCAGCGCUUGAAGGAGCGUGUGGACAGCCAGGAGGCCAAGCUGCGGAAGAUCCGUGCCAUGCGGGGCCAAGUGGACUGUAGCAAGACCCUCAACGGCUCCCUGUCUGCGGAGAUGGAGCACAUCAACGGCAUGUUCCUGGAGAAGCAGCAGGAGCUGCAGUCGGCUGUGCUGAAGGUGGAGCAGCUGACGCAGCAGCUGGAGGAGCUGCGCAGGGCCAAGCUGGGUGGUCAGGUGCCCGGGACGGCUGCGUUGGAGCUGCGCAGGCUCUACCAGGAGCUGCAGAUCCGCAGCAAGCUGAACCAGGAGCAGAGCGCCGCCCUGCAGCAGCACAAGGACUUGCUGAACAAGCGCAACCUGGAGGUGGCGCUCAUGGACAAGCGCAUCAGCGAGCUGCGGGAGCGUCUGCACAGGAAGAAGGCCGAAGCGCCCCAGAAAGGGGACAUCCCGGCGGUGAUCGGUGGCCCCGGAAGGGUGGCGACCGUGGGGCCCUUCAUCCAGGUCCCCAUGCCGGAGCCCGUCAAGCCGCAGCCCUCCGCUGCUAACCCCGUGGUGGGCCAUGCGCGCCCCAAGGCAGCCGGUGACCCAGGCUGGCCACCCCUGAAGCCCCCUGACUACAAGGACGUCACUUCGGAUGCAGCUUUGAAGAGCCGGCCCCCACCACCCCCACCGAUGCCCCCUACAGACCGGGAGGCCAACACGGUGGGCUCGGGUCCUGCUCCCGGCCCCACCCACGCGAAGCCCCUGCCCCCCCCGUACGGCAGCCACUGUGCUGCAGCGCGGCUCUGUGCGGCAGGCUCCGCCGGCUCACUGGAGCGGCCCAAAGAGCCGCCCCCACGCCCACCCUGGCCACGCCCACCCCCACCGCCUGGCUCCUCCUCGCAGCAGAUCCAGCAGCGCAUCUCGGUGCCGCCCAGCCCGGUCCCCCCGCCGGAGCGGCCCGACCCCCCACCGCUGCCUCCGGCUGCUGCUGUGCGCCCCUUUGUGCCCGACAAGGCGGCGCGGCCUCAGUCUCCUCGCCGGGCCCCGCCCACCGUGAAUUCCAGCUCCAUCUAUCACAUGUACCUGCAGCAAGCAGCACCUAAGGCUGGCGGCCCCCCCGGCAGCAAGCCGGCUUCCAAAGCAGUGUACGGGAAGCCUUUGCUGCCUCCUGGCUCCCUGCCCUCCUCCCCGCUGCUCUACACCAGGGGCAUUCCGGCGCCCAGGGGCCCGGUGGGGGGUGAGGCCGAUGCUGAGAGCAGCCCAGCGGAGAGCCUGCCCCGGCCGCUGAGCCCCAGCAAGCUGACGCCCGUGGCGCACUCCCCACUGCGCUACCAGAGCGAGGGCGAGCUGGAGGCACUGCGCCGGCGGCUGGCCAACGCACCGCGGCCCCUUAAGAAGCGCAGCUCCAUCACGGAGCCCGAGGGCCCCGGGGGGCCCAACAUCCAGAAACUGCUGUACCAGCGCUUCAACACGCUGGCGGGCGGCAAGGGCGGGGGCGGAGCCACCUUCUACCAGCCCACCCUCCCCACAGGGCUUCUAGCCGACGCUGACAACGGCAACCUGCCCGACCCCCCUGGCCCUGCCCCGGGCUUGGGGCAGCCGACCGCCCCCCCACUGUCCGAUGCCAUCGACAACCACCCACUGGCCCCCUCUUCUGACGACUCGGCCAGCCGCUCCUCCGAGGACAGCAACAACAACCCGGCAGGCCCGCCGGGCUCGGCGGCAGAGAGCGGCCCGCUGGAGGAGGCCGGCGCAGGGCGGCUGGCGGAGAAACGUACCAACCUGAAGAAGCCGGACUCGCAGCGGACGGGCCGCGGCCUGCGCGUGCAGUUCAACCCGCUGGCCCUGCUGCUGGACGCCUCUCUGGAGGGCGAGUUCGACCUGGUGCAGAGGAUCAUCUACGAGGUGGAGAACCCCAGCAAGCCAAACGACGAGGGCAUCACGCCUCUGCACAACGCUGUGUGCGCCGGUCACCACCACAUCGUCAAGUUCCUGCUGGACUUCGGCGUCAACGUAAAUGCCGCAGACAGCGACGGCUGGACGCCACUGCACUGCGCCGCCUCCUGCAACAGCGUGCAGCUCUGCAAACUGCUGGUGGAGUCGGGGGCCGCCGUCUUCGGUACCACCAUCAGCGACGUGGAGACGGCCGCCGACAAGUGCGAAGAGAUGGAAGACGGUUACCUUCAAUGCUCGCAGUUCCUCUACGGCGUGCAGGAGAAGCUGGGAGUAAUGAAUAAGGGGGCUGUGUACGCGCUGUGGGACUACGAGGCCCAGAGCGCCGACGAGCUGUCCUUCCGCGAGGGCGACGCCAUCACCAUCCUGCGGCGCAAAGACGACAGUGAGACGGAGUGGUGGUGGGCGCGGCUGAAGGACAAGGAGGGCUAUGUUCCCCGCAACCUUCUGGGGCUGUACCCCAGGAUAAAGCCUCGGCAACGGUCUUUGGCGUGAGGCCCUGUUGGCCCUCACCUUCUCCUGGAGAAAGACUGCAAUGCUGGGUAUUGCCUGUGCCCUGGUCCUGCCCUGUUCCUGCCCUGACCGCACCCUGUUCCUGCCCUGGUCCUGCCCUGACAGUCCUCUUACUGUGCCCUGACCGCGCCCUGUUCCU
Brienomyrus brachyistius is the source of this 3121-nucleotide messenger RNA. Its product is annotated as apoptosis-stimulating of p53 protein 1-like. Gene Ontology annotation, biological process: regulation of apoptotic process. NCBI's taxonomy places the organism in Eukaryota, Metazoa, Chordata, Actinopteri, Osteoglossiformes, Mormyridae. Gene Ontology annotation, molecular function: p53 binding. Gene Ontology annotation, cellular component: nucleus. The record is from RefSeq and is a predicted model, not a curated record.